AUGCAGGCGGUUCCAUUGAAGGGAUCCAUGACUAACGAGGUUUAUCAAAUCAAGUGGCCUACGAAUUCUGAUAAAGAAUCGCAGCACCGUAGGAGGGAAGUGCUGGUGAGGAUUUAUGGUAAAGGGGUGGAUGUAUUCCUUUUUAGAGAAAAUGAGAUUCGACCCCAGUCCAUAUGCCUGUGGGAUAGAUUGCGCAAUUGGGUAAAUGAGGCCGAAAGUUUGACUACACCAGAAGAAGCCAAAGCUUUCUGCCUGGAUGUCAUGGAAGAUGAAAUAUCGGCACUUGAAAGUCCAUUAAGAAGGAUUUACCGAUUUACCCACAUAUUGGGGCAUGUCAAUAAAAUUGAUUUUGAACAUGGAGUAUUAAACUGGUUAAGGAAAUCUGAAUUGUUAAAUUCUUCAAGUCCUACCACAAAAUUUAUAGCUGAUGGUAAUACUGCUCAAUAUAUGAUUCUGAUGGCGGUUCCAUUGAAGGGAUCCAUGACUAACGAGGUUUAUCAAAUCAAGUGGCCUACGAAUUCUGAUAAAGAAUCGCAGCAACGUAGGAGGGAAGUGCUGGUGAGGAUUUAUGGUAAAGGGGUGGAUGUAUUCCUUUUUAGAGAAAAUGAGAUUCGGCGGUUUUCUAAUGGCCGUAUAGAAGAGUUCAUUCGUGAUCGGGUGGGAUUUCCUGAAAAAAAUGAAAAAGGCAGCAAUUGGGUAGAUGAGGCCGAAAGUUUGACUACACCAGAAGAAGCCAAAGAUUUCUGCCUGGAUGUCAUGGAAGAUGAAAUAUCAGCACUUGAAAGUCCCUUGAGAAGGAUUUACCCACAUAUUGGUCUGCUGACAGAUUUCUUUCUUUAA
This is a messenger RNA of Fraxinus pennsylvanica, 840 nucleotides long. The record is from the annotation of a GenBank genome assembly. NCBI's taxonomy places the organism in Eukaryota, Viridiplantae, Streptophyta, Magnoliopsida, Lamiales, Oleaceae.